Molecule: messenger RNA, 3063 nt
Organism: Blastomyces dermatitidis ER-3
Lineage: Eukaryota; Fungi; Ascomycota; Eurotiomycetes; Onygenales; Ajellomycetaceae
Product: 50S ribosomal protein L6e
Exons: 3
Coding region: 190-804 (204 amino acids)
Biological process (GO): ribosomal large subunit assembly; cytoplasmic translation
Cellular component (GO): cytosolic large ribosomal subunit; ribosome
Molecular function (GO): RNA binding; structural constituent of ribosome
Source: RefSeq, a predicted model, not a curated record
UGGCACUAGCGCAUUCGGCUAAUCGGUAGGGCAAGGGAUCCCACAAAAACACCACGUCUAUACAUACACCACGGCCACCCGUAAGCCAGACGACGAACGACCCUGACAACACCCACCGACCGUCGACAACUUGGACCUCCUCCGACCUCCAAUUUUCUUCUUUCCCACAUCUUCGUCACAAUAGCCAAUAUGUCGGCGACUUUGGACUCAAAGUCUGUUGGCCAGACGAAGAAGUUUGGAAAGGGCGAGAGGACCAUCCCCGCCCAAAAGGCACAGAAGUGGUAUCCCACUGAGGAUGAAUGCCAGCCGAAGAAAGUCCGCAAGACAAUCCACCCCGCUAAGCCGCGGCCCAGUCUUCAACCCGGCACCAUCCUCAUCCUCCUCGCUGGUCGUUUCCGCGGCAAGCGUGUCGUCCUCCUCAAGCACCUCCCCCAGGGUGUCCUCCUCGUUACCGGUCCCUUCAAACUAAAUGGCGUUCCUCUCCGGAGAGUAAACGCCAGAUACGUCAUUGCCACAAGCGUAAAGGUCGAUCUCAAGGGCAUUGACGACAAGGUUUUGGAAAAGGCCUCCGAAUCCGACUACUUCACCCGGGAGAAGAAGGCGGAGAAGAAGGGAGAGGAAGCUUUCUUCAAGCAGGGAGAGAAGCCCGAGAAGAAGAAGGUUGUUUCCGCCCGUGCCAACGACCAAAAAGCCGUAGACCAACCCCUUUUGGCCACCAUCAAAAAGGAGCAGUUCCUUGCCAGCUACCUCUCCUCCAGUUUCAGUCUGCGGAACGGUGACAAGCCACACGAAAUGAAGUGGUAAACUGGCUGGUUGUCGAAUGGGGGAAAAUUGAAAUAGAAAGAAAUCGGGAGCGGGUUUUUUUUUCUUUUUCUAAUCCAUUUACGUCUUGUCUUGCGCGGGCUUUUUUUUUUUAAACAUUGGGGGAAAAAUCAUUUUGCUCUUUCGGAGAAACAAAAGAAGGGAAAAAAAUAUGAAAAUAUACACCAAAACUUUCCACGAAGGUUCUUCUUUUCAAUGAGAUAAUGUACAAUCACCAUGGCCAUGGCGAUUCUUUCCCACUAUUAAUUUGGUGGUUUUUCAUCGAAAAAUCCCUUUAUUCCGUUUUGAUGAGCCCCUCCUUUUAAUUCUGCAAAGGCAUUCUUUAGUACCCGCCGCUUGCAAUACAAUACCUUUUCCCUCGAAGCUCCGUGAUUUUUUUGCUACUGGGAGGACUGAUUCCCUUUUGCUUGUUUAGUUUAGCAUGUUAUCUCAUUAACUAUCAUAUUCGCAGGUUCUCGCAUUUCCCAGAUUACCUCCGUUCCCAUAUCCAAAAACCGGAGAGGUAUAUACGUACACAUCGACAUCGACAAAGCCCAGCCCCCGGAAUCAACACUCCUGAUAUUUUGCGUCCGCGGCCAAAAUUCACAUAGAUAAAUGUACUCCCUGAACUUCUCACCGGAAAACAAAAUAUCUCGAACGCAAUGACGUUUAAACAUCCCUGAUAGUACAUCUUCCCACCCUCGCAUGCACAGGAAAAGGCAAAAAGACAAAAAGAAAAGAAAAUACCUCAAUUACGAAUCCACCGGGCCUCGGCCCCGAUUUCGUAGCCCCCUAACCUUCCGCUUCGGCUCCUCAAGCGCCACAUCAAGAACGUCCUCGAUAUCGACUUCAUGCUCUUCGUCGUCUCCCUCACCCUGAGACCCAGUGUGGCCCACCGUAGUCCCGCAUAUCCAGUCCACGGCCCCCCACGACCCGUAGUUGCCACGGCCUUUGCUCAGGAGGUGGAGAUCGGCCCUGCGAGCGACGCCGCCAAUGAAGAAACUGGUGGGCAUGAUGCUGUAGCCGGAGUGAGAGAAGGUUUCUUCGAGGGAAAUGAAAGCGAGGAAGAUGAGGUAGGUGAGCAGGUGGAAGCGGAGGGUGGCGGCGGGGAGGAAUGCGGGUAUGAAGCGGUAGAGGAGGUAGGCGAGGGGAUGGUCGUAAUGCGCUGUUAGUGGGUCAGGGCUACGGAGCGAGUGGUACCAUUCGUCAUGGCACUUUGCGACGUAGGCUGAUGGAGAGUGGAGGAUGUAUCGGUGUAUGACGUAUUGGAGGACCUAUUUGUUAUUAGCACCAUUUCAAGCGAUUAGUUCCAUGUUUCCUUUGGUCUUGGUUUCCCCCAAGUACUUGACUCUUGGGCCUGAUUAUCUCUAAGGGGAAUCAGGUAUUUAUUAGUCUCAUAUAUACUCCGUACCUCUCUCCCUACAAGCCCCAACGCCAAGUCCUUCAGAACAUCCCACGGCAAAGGCAGCCUCGCCGCCACCCUUAUCGCGCUCUUCACUCGGAGCACUUUCGUUAGUACCGCCUCCACAAGCCCCUGCAGAAAAAUGCUCAUUAACAGAUUAAACACCGCCCAACCCGCAACCUUCAGCGCUCGUUUCCAGCACCUCUUCCCCUUCUUUGCCGCCGGGAGGUCCUGGAUACCUUGCGCCUUUAUCACUCCCGCAGCAGACGGAAAUAGCAAAUUGAAGAGGAAAAACAGCGCGGACGGAACUAGAUAUAGUAAUAGGCGGACAGCACACGUUCCUACAAUUUCAACCUUUAACGGGGGGCUUGACAGGACCAGCGUGAUCCAUGUGAUGUAGAAGAAGAUGAUGUUGAGGCUUGUGUUGUAGGAGGACAUGGCGGGGAUGAGGAGGUAGGAGAGCACCGGGAUGGAGAGGAGGAGGUCCAACAUUUUCGGAGUUUUUUAAGGUACAAAACGAAUAUAAUGAUAAAAUUUUACACAUAACUAUGCAUAUUUUUCAAAUUAUAUAAUAUAUUCUAAAGGCAAUUGGAGGAAGAUUUCUGGCUUUUUUUAAUUGUCGCGCGUUUGUUUUGUGAAUGUGGCUGGUGGAUUCCAAGAUUAUUUAUUUUGGCCUCGAUGUCAUUCCUGCUUAUUUAUUUCAAGUGCUUGGCUUAGUUACUAGUGUAGUUAACUAGGAGGAUCAACAUUGUCUGUCAGUCUUGGCAGUUCAAAACAAUGAUACAAAUCUGAUAUACUUUGAUAAUGAUUUAUUAUUCUGUCUGCUCUGUUGAAUGAAGCUGUGCUGAUUUCUGAAUAUA